Messenger RNA from Ectocarpus sp. CCAP 1310/34, 3294 nucleotides. The record is from the annotation of a GenBank genome assembly. Lineage: Eukaryota; Phaeophyceae; Ectocarpales; Ectocarpaceae.
UCCUCUUCGAGUCAGCUCACUCGCUUCGUCCCCCAAGCCUCAGGUCAUCCGUUGUCAAGAGAAGGAGAGAUUGCCUCAAGCAUGUCGUCUACCGCAACGGAAAAGUCGCCGGGCUGGGAGGAGCGCUGGUCUACCGAGGAAAGCCAAGCCAUCCUGCAGAAGUUUGCCGCGGAAGAGAAAAAGAUGCAUGAUGACGACAAAAAGAAGCCCUUCAGGUGGCUUCCUUGCCUAGGAGCCACAGACUCGGUCGACGAUGAGUCGGAAGUGGACGUGGACUCGAACCUGCAGGAGGUGAAAGCGGGCAAGGUCGACAAGGACGGGAACUUCAACAACUGGGCCUCCACGGCACCUUCUAAGCCCGGGAAGGUUAUCACCCCCAAGUCUGUGUCGGAGGUGCAGGACAUCCUGGCUGAGGCCAGAGCUUUGGCUCCCUCGCCCAAGAUACGAUGCACCGGUUCGAGCCACUCGUGGACUAACCUCUUCGCGGACGACGGUGCCUGGCUCGUGGACACGACCGGCCUCAAGGACAUCGUUUGGAGCGCGGACGAAAACCCGACACAGGUUAAGGUCGGACCGGGAGUCACCGGCGGGGAGCUGGCGACCUUUUGCGACUCGAAAGACAGGGGCGAGUGGCGGGGCAUGUUUAUCCAGUCUGACGUCAUCCUGGAGACGGUCACGUACGGAGGCGUGGUUAACGCGGCUUGCCACGGCGUCGGGCAGACACAGACCGUCUGCGACUACGUGGUGGCGACCACCAUCAUCACGUGGGACGGCAAGAGGGUCGAGCUGAGCAGGGUCGACGACCCUGAAGGCUUCGCUUUGAAGAUCGCCCACUUCGGCCUCCUUGGGAUCACCGUGGACUUCACGUUUCAGCUCGACAGCGCGCGCACCGCAAUCAAGGUGACCGAUCGCAAGCAGCGCGCUAGGGAGACCUUCCUGGAGAAGGGGCAGCUGCCGGCGGAGGGGUCGAGCAACCCACUGCUUGACCUGUGGAACGAGAACUACGCCGUCGAGAUUUUUUACUUCCCGUCUUCGAGCCUGGAGAUCACCAACGUCCUGAGCCACGAGUUCGAAGAUCAGGACUGGGACGAAUACGACGACAUCUGCACUCUCAAGAUAUUCAACCGCACGGACAACGCCGUCGGUAAGGACGAUGAUUCGUUCUGGGGGAAGGAUCAGAAGACUUCGACGAGGUUCGACCACAACUUCAGCAUCACCGACUUCCUCAAGAUCAAUCUGGGCACCAAAGUGGCACUCAACCUCAUUCAGAACUUCGGAGCGAAGCCCGCCCUGGUGUCUCUUUACGCCAAGACAGCCGCCAAGGCCUUCGAGCCGGUCUUCCAGACCACAGGGGAAGUCUCCUACGAGACGUCGUUGGCACAGGCGAUCCACUGGCAAAAGUACAUCACCGACGGCCUCCCCGUGUCCGACACCGAGGUGUGCAUAAAGUGCGAUCCAGACUUCACCAGCGCGUACAAGGCCGUCCACGAGACGAUCGCCAUCGUCAAGAAAUUCGCUGAGGUGGAGGACACGAUGCCGCUCAACGUUGCUCUGGAGAUGCGCUUCACCAAGCACAGCGAUAGCCCACUGAGCCCUUGCUACGGAGUCGAGGGCGACGUGUUCUUGUGGAUCGAAGUCCUCUCCGCCACGGACACCCCGCGGCUAAAAGAGUUCAACACCAGGGUCGCGGACGCCUGGUUGGCCAUCACUCUCAAGGACGGUUCACCGGCCGCGCUCCCUCACUGGGCGAAGUGGACCGACUCGUACGUCGAGGGCGCGGAGGAGAAGCUGAAGCGAGCCUACGCCAGCCGGCUGCCGCUGCUAUCCGCGCUGUCGAAGGAAUGGGACCCCAACAGGGUCUUCGUGAACGGCCUGUUCCAGAGGCUACUGUUCGACGACAGCACCAUCACCAGCGGCGAGCCAAAGGUGGUGGCGGAGGAGGAGGCUGCUGUUCCCGCCGCUGUCUCAUCGUGACGAGGGCUGCUUGCUUGCUUGCGCCACGAAACGGUUGUCGAGGUGUUGUUUGUGCCGACGACACCACCAGCGAAAGAAUACUGUAUAACGUAGGCACCAAUCUUCUUCCUUCCUUCCGAACGAACGAAUCGCGGUUACUUGUGAGAGGGCGUCGAAGGAUGACGGUGGCGGCAGACAUAGGGGCGUACCGCAAGAGGCGGAGAUAUGGUCACCCCUCUAAGGCCGAUUUUCAAGACUCUAUUACUUCACAGCCAAGCUUGUGCCAACACCAAGAAUAGUGGGAUUGGAAAAAUCUCGUCGAGGGCUUUCCGUAGGUGUAUCGGGCUCUCUCCGCGCCCUGUUGGUAGCGGAGCAAUCGAGCUUUGAAAGUCGGUCCUGGGGGGGUUGAUAUCUCUCCGCUUGUUCCGGAAUACCAUGGUACGGUAAACGGUCCGGUACAGAGAAUCUUGGUUGUGGAGCCAUGGAGACUACUAAAGUGAAUACCGUAAACAGUGCGGGUUGGACAGAACGUGGCGGGUGAAGCCGGCAAGGAGAAGCAGACGACGACUGUCGGACAGCGCGUGUUUGCUUGGAUCAGGCGGUGCGUCGCCUGGUGAUUAGUAAAUGUCGAGAAGCGUUGUUGAUAGCGAUCAUAGUCGGCGUAUUUCCGCUCGACGCGUUGACCGAUUUAGAUGACGAUGGCGAUCGAUUUCCACCCGCGUCGCCAGCAGUUUUCCCCGCCGUAGUGACGGUAUGGUAGGACUCUCAGGUUGUACAUACAGACCAGUACUAUUAAUCGCAGGAAUAGAAGAAAAUUGAAAAAACGAGGGGCCGCGAGCGGGCCAAGUCCCCCUCUUUGUACUACUCCAUUGCAGUUUGAACCUCUGGUAGGGAACCUCGGGUGUCGAUAUGUUACCUCCUCCGCGCUUUGGUCGAGCCUUCGUCACGAGUCAGGGCACACUUUGUGUUUGAACCAAACUGCAUUUUACUGCUUCUUCUGUGAAAGACUUUGCAUAGAGCCGGGUGUCGCAUACUGGACUAUCCUACAUGUGUUGAGUUACGUUCUAUUCCGACAUGAUAUUAGAAAUGAAUUGCCGGCGUUUGUUGUGUACCUGUGUUCCUAUGUACACGCGUAUCUUCUCUACUAGUCUAAACAAGAAAAAAAAACUUGGUACUACCCAAGUUGUACUACCGAAGAAACCGAUCGCUUGUUUUCGUUCCCGACCAUCUCCUUGCAUGAGGGGGCGUGACAUGUAAAUGGUUGAUUGAGCAGGGGGCGAUAAUUUGCACAGGAAGCUUGUGAAAAGGCAAGGCUUCGUUGGAGAACAAGGUAGCUUCCCC